AAAAAAAUUUAAAUUAAAUUAAAUUAAAAUAUUUUAAUUUAAUUUUAAAAUAAAAAAUAAAAAUGCAGUUGUAUAGAAAGAAAUUAUUAAUAUUUUUAUGUGGAAUAAUUACUUUAUAUGUUCUCUUCAUAUCUGUUGAUCCAUUCAAUAAUAAUGUUAUUACGAUAAAUGAAAACGUAAUUUUGCAUGUGAAUAAAAGAAUUGUCACUCUUCCUCCAACGACAACGGUUAAAAAAAAAUUACGUGUUAUAAAUGAAACUGAUUUUUCUUGCUACACCGAAACAACUGAUCCUGAUGGUUUAAUGGAAUUAAAUUACUCCAAUGAAAAGGAAGGACCAACAUUGGGAAAAAGUAUUUUCUUUCACGAGACUUCCUGCUUUGGAGACAGUGAAUUGCUCCUAAAUCCAAGAGAAGCAUGUGCAGUCGAAUCAGCAGCCCUUAUGAAUCCAAAUUUAACCAUCUACCUCCUGUUUUUAAGCGGUUCAAAAGUCUCCAUCUCGGCAAAACAAUUAAUUCAACAUCUCUUGUUAUACAAAAAUAUAAAAAUACGUCGAAUUAAUAUUGAUAAAUACAUAAAAAAUACACCAUUGGAAAAUUGGUACGCCACUGGUAUUCUAAAAACGAGUAAAUGGCCAAGAAAUCACAUGUCCGAUAUUAUGAGGUAUCUCACUUUAUGGAAGUACGGAGGAAUUUAUAUGGAUCUUGACGUUGUUGUCAUCAAAUGUUUGGAGGAUUUGGAAAAUUUUACAGGUGCCCAGGACGCAAAUGAUGUUGCCGCUGGUGUAAUUGGUUUUGGAAUGAAUCCACUUGGUAGGAAAAUGGCAAACGAUUGUAUAAUAGAUUUGAAAAAUAAUUUUUUGGGUUGGGCCUGGGGGCACAAUGGUCCAGGUGUAAUAACUAGAACACUGCAAAGACAAUGCAACGCAACCAUUGCACAAAAAAUGACAAAGGACAAGUGUCAGGGUUUCCAGGUAUUCCAACCUUCCGUUUUUUAUCCAAUUUUUUAUCCAAGUUGGAAAAAAUACUUUGUGACAAAUGAUUUUAAUGCAACAAUGAAAACAAUUGAAAAUUCAAAAGCAAUUCACGUUUGGAAUAAAUUCAGUAAAACUGAAAAACUUCAAGUCGGUAGUAAUGUACCGUAUGGAAAAAUAGCCGAAAAAUAUUGUCCGAAAACAUACAAAAAUUGUGGCAAAACGUUUUAAAAUAAAACGAUAAUAUUUUUAGAAUAAUUUAAUGUUAUUUUAUAAAUAACAUUAUACAAGAAUACCGAUGUAUAUUAAAAAAACUG
Molecule: messenger RNA, 1288 nt
Organism: Leptopilina heterotoma
Lineage: Eukaryota; Metazoa; Arthropoda; Insecta; Hymenoptera; Figitidae
Product: lactosylceramide 4-alpha-galactosyltransferase-like
Exons: 4
Coding region: 63-1202 (379 amino acids)
Biological process (GO): glycosphingolipid biosynthetic process
Molecular function (GO): alpha-1,4-N-acetylgalactosaminyltransferase activity
Source: RefSeq, a predicted model, not a curated record